AUGAGAUCGUUUGCCGUUUUCGUUGGCCGCUCCGGGCUGAGAUGAUAUAAGAGCGAAUCUUUUUUCGAAAUAAUAAUGGAGCAAGCAAUGGAGUGUCCUUUGACUAUGAGCGUCGGUGUUUUACUGGGGACAUUCGAAAGUAUCGCUGGCCCGAAUGGCAAGGUCUCGAAGGAGUCCUUUUUAAAAAUAGCUAAAAAUGAAAUUCCAGGAGUUGGCGAGGAAAUAUUCCAAGGCUGUGAUAUCGAUCAAGAUGGGUACAUGGACUUCAAGGAGUUCUGUAUUUUAGUCAUGACUCUCGCCGCAAGCUCCGAGGAACUGAUGGCCAACGCGAAAGGAAAAUGCAAGAAAUGA
Molecule: messenger RNA, 351 nt
Organism: Oikopleura dioica
Lineage: Eukaryota; Metazoa; Chordata; Appendicularia; Copelata; Oikopleuridae
Source: the annotation of a GenBank genome assembly